AUGGCGGAUAGCAACCCGGACAGCAUCAAGAGAUACACGCCUCCCGUGCACAGGAAUCGUGCAAACAAUCGCCGCAAGGCUGGAGAUAGGGCUGAGAAAGCCAACUAUUCAUACAACAAUGAUGGAGAGAAGAGCCAUGUUCCUUCACUAAAGAACCUUCCUCCAAUUAUCCAUCAUGAUGCGUUUGUCAGCAAUGCUCAAAAUGAUUACAGUCAUGCCAGAUUAAUACCAUUGGAAGGAUGUUCUGCCAGUGAGGCUUCACAGCUUCUCAGUGAACGUUGGGCUGCUGCAAUGAACAUGUAUAAUGACCCAAAUGAUUCCCCUGAUAAACCAGUGAUGUACGCUGGAUCUGGCGGAUUGUCAUGGGGUCAAGGUCACAUGAAACUUCCUCAUCAGAUGAACUUCCUCGAAGAUCUGCGUCGUGCGGUAGAUGCUCAAACGGGCCUGGCAGCGGCGCUCAGCACCUGGAACUAA
Triticum turgidum subsp. durum (durum wheat) is the source of this 474-nucleotide messenger RNA. NCBI's taxonomy places the organism in Eukaryota, Viridiplantae, Streptophyta, Magnoliopsida, Poales, Poaceae. The record is from the annotation of a GenBank genome assembly.